GACACAAUUGCCUCAGAAAUCGGAGAACUGAAACAGGAGAUGGUACAGACAGAUCUCACAGUGGAAGAUGAAUCUGCUGAUUUGCAAAGCCUAGUAAAGGACAUGGAUAAUAUCUCUCCUGAGAAAAAUGAUGUAAAAAGCUGCCCCCGGGACUCUGGAUAUGACAGCCUAUCCAACAAGCUAAGCAUAUUGGACAAGCUCCUCCAUACUCACCCUGUGUGGCUGCAGCUUGGUCUGAAUGAUGCUGAAGCCAUGGAAAUUCUGCAGGCCCAGCCUCCUGGGAUAUUUCUGGUUAGGAAAUCUGCAAGACUGCAGAAGAAAGUCAUCUCUCUGCGUCUGCCUGGUGACUGUGGGUCCUGCCUAAAAGAAUUUGCAAUAAAAGAAAGCAUAUACACAUUUUCCUUGGAGGGAUCUGGAAUAAGUUUUGCUGAUUUAUUCAGGCUCAUUGCUUUCUACUGUAUUAGCAGGGAUGUCCUUCCAUUCACCCUGAAGCUGCCUCAUGCUAUUGCUGCAGCAAAGACAGAAGCUGAACUUGAAGAGCUGGCUCAGCUUGGACUGAACUUUUGGAGCUCCCCGGCUAACAGCAACCCCCCAGAUCCUUCACCUCCUCGUAGGCCUGUGCCUUUGGACAGUGCUUGUAAAGACUCGCGUCAGCUCUGCCUUAUAAAUGGAGUGCAUUCUAUACGAACCAGAACGCCUUCGGAGCUGGAGUGCAGCCAGACCAACGGAGCGCUGUGUUUCAUUAAUCCCCUCUUCUUAAAAGUGCACAGCCAGGAUGUCAGUGGAAGUCUGAAAAGGCAGAGCCCGAGAACUCAAGACGUGAAUGGCACAGCGAGGCCUCGCUCCCCCCCACCCCGGCCGCCACCUCCUUCUAUUAAUAGCAUCCUCACGAGUCCGCAGCUUUCCAGGACUAUAAAGCAGGCGAGCAUGCCAGAAACAGUCAACCAUAAGAAAGGGAGAGGCUUGGAUUUGCUGCAGAAUAAACCAACCCCUAUUCCGCCUCCGCGGCUGAAGAAGCAGGCUGUUUGCUCGGAGGUGGAAGGUAGCUCAAAGACCGCAGUGGUAAUUCGACCUGGAUGCAGCUCGGCGCGUCUGCCCGAAGCUGCUGGCGUUCCAGGUGAAACCCUGCCCGAGCCGGCUCCAGCGGGUGCCAAAAAGACCGUAGCUACCAGCUCUGAGUCACACAUACCGUGGAAUGGAGGCAGGCAGAGACUGAGCGACAUGAGCAUUUCCACCUCCUCGUCCGACUCGCUGGACUUCGACCGGAGCAUGCCGCUGUUUGGCUAUGAGGGGGACACUAACAGCAGCCUGGAGGAUUUUGAGGGGGAAAGCGACCAAGAGAGCAUGGCACCCCCUUUGAAGCCCAAGAAGAAAAGAAACAGUUCAUUUGUUCUCCCCAAGAUUGUGAAAUCUCAGCUACGGAAAGUCAGUGGAGUUUUCAGUUCCUUCAUGACCCCUGAAAAGAGGAUGAUAAAGAAAAUUGCAGAGAUGUCCCAGGACAAACGCACUUAUUUUGGAUGCCUAGUGCAGGACUAUGUCAGCUUUCUCCAGGAAAACAAGGAGUGCCAUGUUUCGAGCACUGAUAUGCUGCAAACAAUUCGGCAGUUCAUGACCCAAGUCAAAAACUAUUUGUCCCAAAGCUCCGAACUUGAUCCUCCGAUUGAAUCGUUGAUUCCUGAGGACCAAAUAGAUGUUGUCCUGGAGAAGGCCAUGCAUAAGUGCAUUCUGAAGCCGUUGAAGGGCCACAUUGAAGCGAUGUUGAAAGAGUUUCAUACCGCGGAUGGAUCCUGGAAACAGCUGAAGGAAAACCUGCAACUGGUGCGGCAGAGGAAUCCUCAGGAACUGGGCGUGUUUGUUCCAACACCAGAUUUUGUGGAUGUUGAAAAGAUUAAAGUCAAGUUCAUGACCAUGCAGAAAAUGUACUCACCUGAAAAGAAAGUCAUGCUGCUGCUGCGAGUUUGCAAAUUGAUUUACACUGUUAUGGAGAAUAACUCAGGGAGGCUGUAUGGAGCUGAUGACUUCUUGCCUGUGCUGACGUAUGUACUAGCCCAGUGUGAUAUGCUGGAGCUGGAUACUGAAAUUGAAUACAUGAUGGAAUUGCUGGAUCCAUCUUUGUUACACGGAGAAGGAGGCUAUUACUUGACAAGCGCUUAUGGAGCACUUUCACUGAUCAAGAACUUCCAGGAAGAACAAGCUGCCCGACUGCUAAGUUCAGAAGCCAGAGAUACUCUCCGGCAAUGGCACAAGAGGAGGACAACUAAUAGGACGAUACCUUCAGUAGAUGAUUUUCAGAACUACCUUCGUGUUGCGUUCCAGGAAGUUAACAGUGGAUGUACAGGAAAGACCUUACUAGUAAGACCAUAUAUCACUACCGAAGAUGUAUGUCAGCUUUGUGCUGAAAAGUUUAAAGUGGACAAUCCAGAAGAAUAUAGCCUGUUUCUUUUUGUUGACGACACCUGGCAGCAACUGACAGAGGAUACCUACCCUCAGAAAAUUAAGGCAGAGUUGCACAGCCGUCCGCAACCCCAGGUCUUUCAUUUUGUCUACAAGCGCAUUAACAGUGAUCCAUACGGUGCCAUUUUUCAAAACAACGAUGACUCGGCUUCUUAAAACCAGCAACUCAUCGUUUAAUUUCUGUUUCUUUUGUUAACUGUUGAAAACAUCUUUGUUGGCUGCCUUUCUUAGGAGCUAAGACAGGUCUUAAACCAUAAAUGCCUAGCAAAACACACUCAGACACUUCUAGCAUUGCUUACAAAACCCCGUGUAAACCAUGCAUAU
Messenger RNA from Balearica regulorum gibbericeps (East African grey crowned-crane), 2778 nucleotides. The record is from RefSeq and is a predicted model, not a curated record. Lineage: Eukaryota; Metazoa; Chordata; Aves; Gruiformes; Gruidae.